Messenger RNA from Lottia gigantea (owl limpet), 1774 nucleotides. RefSeq lists its product as hypothetical. The transcript has 10 exons. Gene Ontology annotation, molecular function: phosphatase inhibitor activity; transcription corepressor activity; chromatin binding. Gene Ontology annotation, biological process: negative regulation of phosphatase activity; negative regulation of transcription by RNA polymerase II. Lineage: Eukaryota; Metazoa; Mollusca; Gastropoda; Lottiidae. Bases 176 to 1489 code for a protein of 437 amino acids. The record is from RefSeq and is a predicted model, not a curated record.
UGCCGAAUUUCCUUUUAUCUCUUUUAAUUAUUUACAUGUUUGAAGUAUGUCACAUCGUCAACAGACACUGAUAUUCAGAGUAACCCUCUGUGUUAUAUAAGACUACUGUCAUUAGAAAGAAACGUGAUUUCUUGUUGUUAAAUGUGUGAUUGAUAAGCCUUUGAACUAACUCAGCAUGGACGCAACACACUUGGCCCGCCUACGUGAAGAACAAGACAAGGCUAUAGUUGAGACUGAUGAGAGAAUUACACAAUGGGAGGAGAUGAAAAGUAGUUAUGUUAGCCUCCAGGACAAGCUUAAUAGUCUAUCACAUCAAGUCUCUCAUGAUGUAAUGGUACCAUUUGGACCAUGUGCAUUUAUGCCUGGUAAAAUAGUGCACACCAAUGAGAUAUUAGUAUUACUAGGAGAUAAUUGGUUUGUAGAAAGAUCUGCCAAACAAGCUGCUGAAAUAGCUGGAAGAAGAAUUGAUAGUAUUGAAAAAUCCAUAAAAGACUUAAGUGAACAGAAAAAACUUCUACAACCUAGAGUUGAUAUUACUUCUGAAUUUCAACACUUAGCAGAGGAAAAAGAUGGAAUAAAAGAAAUAGUAGAAGAUUAUGAUUCAGAUGAAGAUAAGAAAUGGAGAGAAAAACACAAGAAAAGUGUCCAAGCUCACAGAAGAAAAUUACAUGAAGAUAGAAAACAAAGUGAAUCUAAAAGUGAGCUAAAAUCUGAGCUAACAAGAGAUGAGUUAUGGGAAAGAUUAGAUGAAUUGGAACAAAUAGAAAACAGUAGACAAGAAUUAAAAAGAUUGAAGCCCGAACAACCAUUUGUCCACUCACAGCCAGAUUUUAAAGAUGUAUUUCCCAGCCAAACAACAAAAUCACCUGACCAGUCCAUUUCAAAAUCAUCAAAGAAAGCAGUUGAUAUUCCUCUACAAGAGACAAACAAGGACAAUAAACGUCUUCCCUCUAAACGCAUACAGUGGGAAGACGAAGACUCUGAGGACAAUACUGAUGAUAGUUAUGAUGAAGACAGCUCGGAUGAUACCAGUACUUCAAAUCAAAAUGACUCCGAACCCAGGCAUGUCAAAAGGAUAACCUUCAGUCACAGUUCUCAAUCUUUAAAUAAACAGAAUUCUAGUUCAUCCAAUGACAUAGAGGAAGAAUCUAGAGAAGGGUCUGCUGAUAGACCACCUGAUAUUGCUAGUCCUGCUGAUAUCUAUAAACAUUUUGGUCAACUAACACAACCUAAAUCAAUAUUAAAACAAUCCUCCUGUAAGAAACAGGCUGUACGUAAAGCUAGAGAAGCUGAAAUAGAGGAGAGUAGAAGUAAAAGUUCUGUCAAGAAGAUGUCUGAUACAGCAUUCUCUGGAGCCAUAUUAGAAAAGCCAUCAAUAUCCUCUACACAAUCAAUAGUUAGUAUGCCAAAACCAGUGAAUACAUCACAAAGUUCUCAGAGACCUAUGUCAAAGUUCCGAGCUGCUAGACAAAAACAAAAUGAAAGUUGAAAGAGUACUGUCAGGUGAUCAGAAUCAAUAAAGAAUUAUAACAGUGAUUAUUUUUUUAUAUGCUUCCACAUAAGCAUGUGAUGUAUAUCUGUCCACAAAUUUCAUUGGAUGAAGCAUUUGAUGUUGUUGUGAAAUGAAGGUUGCAAGAAUCGAAACAUAAAAUUAUGGAGUAAUUCACAUCCAAGUUUUUAUAAACCAUUGGUCUAUCUGAAAAUCUGAAAGUGCCUUAGAACUUCCAAAUCUUAAACUGUUGAUUUUGAAGAAAAAAUAAACCAUAAAAAUUCU